AUGCGACUGUGCCAGAAGGCCAAACAAAUGCCAAUAGAUGUCUCCUGGCCGACUGCGUGCACUACUCCGGGUGCUUCGGUGAUCAGACAGAAGGAUAGUUCUUGUCCGUCAAAGGGCCAGGAGCCCAUGUUUAUUCGUUACGUCGAUGCAAACACCGCCAAUAGUAAGCGAAGAGAAUUUUCGCCAACAGAGGUUACGUUAUUAAAUGGUCUGCUAGGAGAAACGGAAAAGGAAUUCGGGUCUGCCAGGACAGAUUGGUAUGCUUACUGUUCCCUGCCGACGAUACUGAGAUGUUUGGAGGAUCGUAGACAAGAACACGUUUAA
This is a messenger RNA of Opisthorchis viverrini, 324 nucleotides long. RefSeq lists its product as hypothetical. The record is from RefSeq and is a predicted model, not a curated record. Bases 1 to 324 code for a protein of 107 amino acids. Lineage: Eukaryota; Metazoa; Platyhelminthes; Trematoda; Opisthorchiida; Opisthorchiidae. The transcript has a single exon.